This is a messenger RNA of Dacryopinax primogenitus, 1012 nucleotides long. RefSeq names its product NADP-binding protein. The transcript has 7 exons. Bases 125 to 1012 code for a protein of 295 amino acids. Gene Ontology annotation, molecular function: oxidoreductase activity. NCBI's taxonomy places the organism in Eukaryota, Fungi, Basidiomycota, Dacrymycetes, Dacrymycetales, Dacrymycetaceae. The record is from RefSeq and is a predicted model, not a curated record. Gene Ontology annotation, cellular component: cytosol.
UCAUCAUCCUUCAGGCACAACCGGUUCCUACAUCUGAAUUACCUCGAAAUGUAGACCCCUCACCAUUAGUUCACUGCCUAUUGAGUUUGCCAAGAGCUGGACUACCCACAUACCCACGAGCACUAUGCCUGCCCCGCCCGAGGAUCUCCCUGUAACACAACGGCAUAGCAUCUACCCCGGUAUUGAGCCGGAGCUAUUUGUUGGUUCGCUCCAGGGAAAAGUCGUGUUCAUCACCGGCGCCUCUCGUGGUAUCGGCGAAGCAACCGCGAUAGCCUUUGCCAAAUCUGGUGCUGCUUUGUUCCUCGCUUCCCGCAAGCAGGAGACUCUCGAUAUCGUCAAAGCGGACAUUUUAGAUCUUGUUCCUGGAGUGAGAAUCGAGACACACGUCACAGAUGUCACCGAACAUGAGAGCGUCAAGGAGGCCGUACAGGCGUGUGUCAGGGAGUUUGGGAAAAUUGAUGUAGUAAUAAGCAACUCGGGGGCGAGCGAAGACUUUGCCCAAACUAUUGCGCAGCAAGAUCCUGAGGUUUGGUGGUGGACUUGGGAGGUGAACGUUAAAGGAUCGUUCAAUGUCGCCCAUUAUACACUCUCGGAACUUACCAAGACACGAGGAUACUUUGUCUUUGUUUCCUCCAUUGGAGCACAGAUUCAAUUUCCCGGUGCAUCAUCUUAUCAAAGUAGUAAACAUGCCAUCAACCGGAUCGCCGAAUUCGCAGCCAUGGAGACCGCCACCGAUGAUGUAAAGGUGUUCGCUAUCCACCCUGGAGGUGUCAAGACCGAGCUGUCCAAGAGUGUUGGUGAAGUGUUGGAGAAGUUUCUCACAGAUGACAUCCAGUUACCCGCUUGGACGAUGGUUCGGCUCGUGCAAGGGAAAGAUGACUAUUUAUCGGGCCGAUAUGUCUCCGUCAAUUGGGACCUUGACGAGGUGCACGACCAGUGGAAGGACACUAUUAUCAACGAUGAUGCUCUGAAGAAUCGGUUGGCAUUACCCUCAGUUAUAUAUCAGGCAUGA